AUGGAGGUUGUUAUGUGGGAAGGAAAGCCAUUCGAGAUGGCGACUCGCAAGGUUCCUCGGGCCAAGAUUAUCGACAAGAACGACGCUGUAGUACGCGUUACUACUGCAGCUAUUUGCGGAACAGAUUUGCACACAUAUCAUGGCAUCUUUGGAAGCUCCGAAGUCCCUUGGCCAAUGGGCCACGAGGCAAUGGGCAUCGUUGUUGAGGUUGGAUCCGCCGUUGAAUCAAUCAAAAUUGGCGACCGGGUAGUCAUUGCCGAUUUUCCUGAUGAUGGUCAUUUCAAUCUCGAGCCCACUCUGCUACAGUCUUUUACCGCCUUCGGAUUAGGCAAGGACUUUGGCAAUCUUGGCGGUUGCCAGGCCGAAUUUGUCCGCGUGCCCUUUGCAGACGACUCUCUGAUCAACGUUGGCAACUCGCAAAUACCUGACAAGGAAUUUCUUUUUCUCUCUGACAUUUUCGCAACGGCCUGGGGUUGUCUUGACUUUUCUGGGUUUCAACCGGGCGACGAUGUCACAGUCUUUGGUGCUGGUCCAGUAGGACUUCUAUGUGCGUACAGCGCCAUUAUCAGAGGUGCUAGCCGGGUUUUCUCUGUCGACCACAUCCCAGCACGACUGGAGAAAGCCAAGUCUAUCGGCGCCAUUCCGAUCGAUUUUACCAAGGGUGAACCAUCGGAGCAGAUUCUGAAAAUUGUCCCAAAUGGCACGACUCGAUCUUGUGAUUGCAUUGGCUAUGAGUGUCUCAAUACUAAGCUUAAGCCAGAGCAGAACUUUGUCAUCACUCAAGCUGUCAAGGUCACUUCAACAGGAGGUGGAAUUGGAGUUAUCGGCGUUUACUUUGCUGAACCAAACACGAAGGGCACGCCUCGUGGCUCCAUCAUCUCUCCAACUAUCACUUUUCCGAUGACAGCCUGGUGGGAGAAGAACUUGAGCAUGCGUGGAGGUGGUGUCGACGCCAAAGCCAUUGCACCAAUCUUGUUUGAACUUGUUAAGACUGGCCGGGCCCGACCUGGCUUCAUUGUUUCGGGAGAAUACGAGCUCAAGGAUGCUCCUGAAGCCUACCGUCGUUUCGAUAGAAAAGAGGAGACCAAGGUAUUGUUCAAGUUUAAAUGGUCACGAGAGUUUGAGGACCUCGAAGAAAACGCUCGACAAAUCGAAUCCUCCAGCAGCGAAGAGGUAAACGACAGUGACAACAACGGAUUCGCUAGCUACGACGAGUUCACCAGGUAA
Messenger RNA from Phaeoacremonium minimum UCRPA7, 1227 nucleotides. RefSeq names its product putative alcohol dehydrogenase protein. The transcript has a single exon. The coding region runs from base 1 to 1227 and encodes 408 amino acids. The record is from RefSeq and is a predicted model, not a curated record. Gene Ontology annotation, molecular function: zinc ion binding; oxidoreductase activity. NCBI's taxonomy places the organism in Eukaryota, Fungi, Ascomycota, Sordariomycetes, Togniniales, Togniniaceae.